AUGCCGCGAGUAGCAGACAAGAUCAACGGUGUCAUCCCAAUGGUCCAAGGCAUCGGCGACCAGAUCAGCGGCUCGCUCAUGGAGACCCUCGACUCCUCCCUCUCAUCCAUCUCCAACGACCCCAGCGCCUCCCCCACGCACUCCCCGAGGCGGAGUCCAAACGCGGACCUAUGCAAAAAGGGCAAGGAGGAGUACCGCCAGCGCCCCGCGAAGGUUGCUGGCGUGCCCGCGACGGUCGGGGAUGGAAUACAGCCUGAGAAAGAGGGAGCGGAGGUGAGAGGGAGCGAGAGGCCGUCUAUCAACCCGCACGAGGUCGGGCAGGUGGGCCAUGGCACCGGAGCGUCGGGGCUGUACCGGGCGGCUGGAGGGUUUUGCACCCGGACGUCUGAACACGAUGCGCUGGCGUCCCUUGCCCAUCAAGUAUUCCGUCAGCGGCGGAUACGGCACCGACACACGGGGACUAGACGAGCGCCGGAGCCCGCCCAUCUGGGUGUCAAUACAAUCGCUCUAUGCACGGAGAAGGUGGAUAGCGGGCACUGCUCACCGUAUAAUCCUCGCCCCUCGCGCUGUAUAAAAUCCCUCCAAUCCUAUCCAUCAACGCACCCCUCGCCAACAAACUCACAACUCACCAUGCAUUUCCUCACCAUGCACCUCCCCCCCGCCCUCUUCGCCCUCGCGCUCCUCCCCCUCCCCCUCGCGCUCGGCACGCCCGGCCCCUUCAAGCGCGAGAACACCUGCCUGUGCGAGUCCCCCAGCGGGUGCCCCGGCCUCUGCGCGGGCGCGACGUGCGUCAACUACUGCGGGAACGGCGUCGCGCUCGCGUGCGCGGCGUGCGACGGAUUCAGCGGGAACUGUAUCAUGGACGCGGGCAGCGACGGGGGGUGCUUCACAGUCGUCGAGUGA
Molecule: messenger RNA, 903 nt
Organism: Gloeophyllum trabeum ATCC 11539
Lineage: Eukaryota; Fungi; Basidiomycota; Agaricomycetes; Gloeophyllales; Gloeophyllaceae
Exons: 4
Coding region: 1-903 (300 amino acids)
Source: RefSeq, a predicted model, not a curated record